Messenger RNA from Scylla paramamosain (green mud crab), 2890 nucleotides. RefSeq lists its product as uncharacterized. The record is from RefSeq and is a predicted model, not a curated record. NCBI's taxonomy places the organism in Eukaryota, Metazoa, Arthropoda, Malacostraca, Decapoda, Portunidae. Bases 163 to 2700 code for a protein of 845 amino acids. The transcript has 2 exons.
GUAAAUUAUGCAGCAUUUCCAGGAGGAUAUUUAAGGAGUGUGGUGUGUGGCCCUGGGCAGUCAGGGUGCAUCCUCAGCCCUGUACGGUAGUCGACACACGCCUCACCUUGCACGCCGCUGUCCUCCUACUCUGGUCCGCUUCUCACGUUGCGUGGAGCAGCCAUGCACAGGUGUGCUGUGCUGCUGCUGCUGCUGGCGGCGAUGGCGGUGCUGGCUGAGGCGCAAUUUGAACGUGGCUCAGACAUCCGUCGCCAGCAAAAUCGAGGCGACCACGACAACGCUGACCACGACAACGCGGACCACGACCAUACUGGCCACGACCACGCAGCUUCCUCCCGCGUAAGAAGGCACGACGAUCACGAUGGCCAUGACCAUGCUGGCCACGACCAUACUGGCCACGACCACGCAGCUUCCUCCCGCGUAAGAAGGCACGACGAUCACGAUGGCCAUGACCAUGCUGGCCACGAUCAUACUGGCCACGACCACGCAGCUUCCUCCCGCGUAAGAAGACACGACGAUCACGAUGGCCAUGACCAUGCUGGCCACGACCAUACUGGCCAUGACCACGCAGCUUCCUCCCGCGUAAGAAGACACGACGAUCACGAUGGCCAUGACCAUGCUGGCCACGACCAUACUGGCCACGACCACGCAGCUUCCUCCCGCGUAAGAAGACACGACGAUCACGAUGGCCAUGACCAUGCUGGCCACGACCAUACUGGCCACGACCACGCAGCUUCCUCCCGCGUAAGAAGACACGACGAUCACGAUGGCCACGACCAUGCUGGCCACGACCAUACUGGCCAUGACCACGCAACUUCCUCCCGUGUAAGAAGACAGGGCAUUCAUGGCAAUCACAACCACGGUCACAACCAUGGCGGCGGCGGCUCACUCACCAACAAGCCAGGCGUCGGUGGCGGCAACCCAGGCGGGAACUUCGGCGGCGGGUCUCUCACCAACAAGCCAGGCGUCGGCGGUAACUUCGGCGGCAACCCAGGCGGGAACUUCGGCGGUGGGUCUCUCACCAACAAGCCAGGCGUCGGUGGCGGCAACACAGGCGGGAACUUUGGCGGCGGGUCUCUCACCAACAAGCCAGGCGUCGGCGGUAACUUCGGCGGCAACCCAGGCGGGAACUUCGGCGGUGGGUCUCUCACCAACAAGCCAGGCGUCGGGUUCGGGCAGAUCCAUCGGCGGGCGGCCAGAGGAGCGGCAGCGGUGGCCGAGGAGGAAGCCAGCCUGUCGCGAGCCACCAGGGAGGCGCAUCGGAAACCGUGCCACCUGUGUAACCUUGGCGGCGGCGGCGGAAGCGGCAGCGGUUCCUGGAGCGGCUCCUUCAGCGUCAGUGGUUCCAAAGGAUCCGGAUCUGGCUCCGUUAGCGGCUCACUUGGUGGCUCUAAGGGGUCCGGGUCUGGCUCCAUUAGCGGCUCAUUUGGCGGCUCUAAGGGAUCAGGAGGAUCAGGAUCCGUCAGCGGCUCCUUCAGUGGCUCUAAGGGAUCAGGCUCAGGCUCAGCGAGUGGAUCGUUCAGUGGCUCUGGCUCUGGCUCAGGAUCCAUCAGUGGCUCGUUUGGAGGUGGUGGCGGCAGUGGUGGUGGCUGCGGUGGUGGUGGUGGUUGUGGUGGUGGUGGUCAUGGUGGUGGUGGUGGUGGAGGUCACGGUGGUGGUGGUGGUCACGGUGGUGGUGGAGGGCUAGGUGGUGGUGGAGGUGGAGGUCACGGUGGUGGUGGAGGUGGAGGUCACGGUGGUGGUGGUGGAUCAGGUGGAGGUUUUGGUGGUGGUGGUGGUGGAAGUCACGGCGGUGGUGGUGGAUCAGGUGGAGGUUUUGGUGGUGGUGGUGGUGGAAGUCACGGCGGUGGUGGUGGAUCAGGUGGAGGUUUUGGUGGUGGUGGAGGUGGAGGUCACGGUGGUGGUGGUGGUCACGGUGGUGGUGGAGGGUUAGGUGGAGGUGGUGGUGGAGGGUCAGGUGGAGGUGGUGGUGCAGGUCACGGUGGUGGUGGUGGAUCUGGUGGUGGAUCAGGUGGAGGUUUUGGUGGUGGUGGUGGUGGUGGUCACAGUGGUGGUGGAUCGGGAGGUGGAGGCUUUGGUGGAGGUGGAUCAUCAGGUGGUGGAUCUGGAGGAGGAUUCGGUGGUGGUGGUGGAUCAGGUGGCGGUGGAUCAGGCGGUGGAGGCUUCGGAGGUGGAUCAGGAGCAGGUGGAGGCUUUGGAGGUGGAUCAGGAGGAGGUGGAGGCUUCGGAGGUGGAUCAGGAGCAGGUGGAGGCUUCGGAGGUGGAUCAGGAGGAGGUGGAGGCUUUGGAGGUGGAUCAGGAGGAGGCGGAGGCUUUGGAGGUGGAUCAGGAGGAGGCGGAGGCUUCGGAGGUGGAUCAGGAGGAGGUGGAGGCUUCGGAGGUGGAUCAGGAGGAGGUGGAGGCUUCGGAGGUGGAUCAGGAGGAGGCGGAGGCUUCGGAGGUGGAUCAGGAGGAGGCGGAGGCUUUGGCGGCGGAGGUGGAGGAGGCGGCGGCUUUAGCGGAGGCGGAGGAAGCGGAGGUCGGGGAUGCCUGACCAACAAACCCGGGGUGCUGUGCCCUGGGGGAGGAGUGCAGGUCGGGGGCAGCGGGGGAGGCUACGGCGGGGGUGACGGAGGCGCGUGGGCUACCGGGGGCGCCUACACCUCUGACGGUAGCGGUGUGAGGGGCCUGCGAGUGAAUGUGAGGAGCGGCGAUGCUUAACCUCAUUUCCCUGCAGAAGAACGAGAAUUGCAGUGGUGUUGCUGAGCUGUGUCCUUGUGUGUUAGUUGAAUAAUUCAAUAAAAUUCUGUCCAGCGUAUUUUCUCUAGUUAAAGUGUUUGCUCUCUACGUAAUGUUCUCACUGUUGCAGAGUUGCCCUGUCACUUGUGUUCAAUAAAGAAAAGUAUUCAUG